CUGAAACUAACGAUAAAUUAAAGAUUCAAUGUGGUCCCACUGAUGACAUAAAGGUUAUUAGAGAGGCUAUUGUUAAGCAUUUUGGAAAAGAGUAUAAACCAGAAUAUCAAAGGUUAAUAUUUGGCGGAAAACAACUUGAAGAUGGCUACACACUUUUUCAUUACAACAUAAAGAAUACCAACAUCGUCCAAUUGUUCAAAAGAGCAAGUAGUGUCUUUGAGCAACCCGCCGUAUCUGUCAUGGUGUCUACACCCUCCGAACAAACCAUAGAAGCAAAACCCGCAGAACCUACAGAACCUGCAGAACCGACAGAAACUGUCGCACCAACUUCCGACAGUCUUAUGCAAGAUUCUCACAAUGAGGCUGAAGAGGGUUAUGUUUGUGAAGAGUGUAACAAUAAUUCUCGUAAAAAAUGUAAAAAUUGUGGAUGUAAUAUUUGUGGGGGAAAAGAUGACGAAGAACACACAAUUGUGUGCGAUGAAUGUCAAUAUUACUUCCAUUUUAGUUGCUUGAAUCCUCCUCUCGAAAAAUUGCCGGAGGAAGAAUAUUGGUAUUGCGAAGGCUGUAAGCACCAAGACAAAGAUGUUAUCCUAGCGGGUCAAGGGUUGGACCUUAAAAAAUCUAAAAAAUCUAAAAUGCCAUCCGCAUUUCAAACCAAGGCUUGGGGUGGUGGAAUGGCAUGCGUUGGUCUCUCUAAGAGGUGCGAAAUCGUGGAUCCCGACUACUUUGGGGCCAUUCCUGGCAUCCCGGUAGGGUCAUCGUGGAAAUAUAGAAUUAACUGUUCAGAGGCUGGGGUUCAUCGUCCCCCCGUCGCUGGAAUUGCGGGUAAAAGCACCGUUGGAGCAGUAUCGAUUGUACUUAGUGGCGGUUACCCCGAAGACGUGGAUAAUGGAUUCGAUUUUGUUUAUACUGGAUCUGGUGGUAGGGAUCUUAAAACAGGCAAUAAGCGUACAGCCGAUCAAACUUCAGACCAAGAGCUUACUAAAACCAACUUGGCUCUCGCGCUGUGUUGUGAUGCGAAGGUUGAUAAUAAAAAAGGAGUGAAGGCCAAAGAUUGGAGGAAAGGAAAACCCAUUAGAGUAUGUCGAACUGAAAAAUUAAAGAAGCAUAAUUCGAAAUUUGCACCAAAAGAAGGAAUAAGAUACGACGGCUUAUAUAAAGUUGUUAGAUACUGGCCCGAAAAAGGUAAAGCUGGGUUCAUCGUAUGGCGUUAUGAAAUGCGACGUGAUGACGACGAGCCUGCGCCUUGGACGGAGGAAGGGAAAAAACGUAUUGCCGAACUUGGAUUAACGAUGUACGUGCCAGAGGAGUUGAAGGAUGAAACGAAAAAGCGUAAAUCAGAAGAAGGUGGAUCUCCAUCCAAGAAGACGAAGGUGAAAGCUUUCAAACCGUCAGGGACAUUUAUGAAUCUCGUCAAGAAAGAUACUAAGAAUGCACGUGCAUGGGAGGUUGUAAUGGGAAAAGAUUUUUCGACAUUGGCAGAUUUCAUCUCCAUCAUCGAGGAAGAAUUUAAAUGUCCUGUUUGUAUUGAAAUAGUUCAAAAGCCUGUUACGACUCCUUGCACACAUAAUUACUGCUUUGAUUGUCUUGCGCAGUCUGUUCAAAUAUUUGGACGGAAGUGUGUACAAUGUCGUGAGGAAUUUGAUCCUAAAGAAUUUACGAUUAAUGAAGAUUUGAUUGCCGCAUUAAAAGAAGUGAUUCCUACAUAUAAUAAGGAAGAUAUAAAGAAAGGAAAAGGAAAAGGAAUCAAUUGA
Messenger RNA from Acaulospora morrowiae, 1754 nucleotides. The record is from the annotation of a GenBank genome assembly. Lineage: Eukaryota; Fungi; Glomeromycota; Glomeromycetes; Diversisporales; Acaulosporaceae.